Messenger RNA from Sus scrofa (pig), 628 nucleotides. RefSeq names its product retinol binding protein 2 (gene RBP2). The record is from RefSeq and is marked provisional. Gene Ontology annotation, molecular function: lipid binding. Lineage: Eukaryota; Metazoa; Chordata; Mammalia; Artiodactyla; Suidae.
CCCACCGUAACCAGAGGCCACCACCAUGACGAGGGACCAGAAUGGAACCUGGGAGAUGGAGAGUAACGACAACUUUGAAGGCUACAUGAAGGCCCUGGAUAUUGAUUUUGCCACCCGCAAGAUCGCUGUGCGUCUGACUCAGACGAAGAUCAUUGAGCAAGAUGGCGAUAAGUUCAAGACAAAAACCAACAGCACGUUCCGAAACUAUGACUUGGAUUUCACAGUCGGGGUGGAGUUUGAUGAGUACACAAAGGGCCUGGACAACCGGAAUGUUAAGACACUGAUCAUCUGGGAAGGUGAUGCCCUCGUGUGCGUGCAGAAGGGGGAAAAGGAGAACCGAGGCUGGAAGCAGUGGGUCGAGGGGGACAAGCUGUACCUGGAGCUGACAUGCGGUGACCAGGUGUGCCGUCAAGUGUUCAAGAAGAAGUGAUGGCCAGAGGGGGGGCCUAAGGAGCAUGUGCUCUACAGUCUCCAGGAAGAGUUUUCUGCUGGCUUUGGGAGAACAGCCACAGGGACUCUCCCACUCCUGACAGCCCAAUGGGACAUCUAGAUGGGUUUUAAACAGAAUGAGUGUGUAACAGUGACAGGCAUAAUCUUCCAUCCUUGAAAGCUGGCAUUAAAUGAAAAA